CCACUCAUAUCCAUCACUAGCUACCACCUCUCCCUCUCCAUAGCACUCAUGGCUUCCCUUCACCACCAACUCUCCCUCGUCUUCCUCCUCUUCCUUGCCUCCUCUUCGUUCCAAAUCCAUGCUAGAGAAAGCCGAUUCUUCAUGAAGACCACACGCCCCGAGGACCCCAAGGAAGCCACUCCCAUCCCCGAAGAGACCCCUGCCGUCAAAAUGGAAGAUCCUUCGACUCUUCCUCCACUCCAGAGCCUGAGCGGUAGUGGCUAUGGUCUCUAUCGCCAUGGCCAGGAGCAAUUCACGCCGGCUACGACAACAGACAACAACAACAACAACUACUACUACAAUAACGCCCGUCCCAAUACCGAGCUCACUAGGAGAUUCGAAGGCCAUGGCCAGGAGCAAUUCACGCCGGCUACGACGACAGACAACAACAACAACUACUACUACAAUAAUGCCCGUCCCAAUACCGAGCUCAAUAGAAGAAUCGGCGGCCCACCCCAGGAGCAAUUCACGCCGGCUACGACAACAGACAACAACAACAACUACUACUACAAUAAUGCCCGUCCCAAUACCGAGCUCAGUGGAGAAAACUACGAGAACAAAUACAAUGGCGGAUACAACUAUGCCAACCAAUUCAAAUAUGCGUACAACGGUCCAUCAAAGUUCUCCAACGAAGAGUUCAAUGGUGGAAACCAUGAGACCAAAGGGUACAGCAACUACGUAGAUCCAAACAAGCAAUACGGCAUGAGCGACACAAGGUUCUUAGACAACGGGAGGUACUUCUACGAUGUUAAUGCCGGGAGAAACCGCAACCAGUACGAAACGUACCCAACCAGGGGAAAUUCUGAAGCUGGCGCAAUAGGAGGGUACCAGAACAACCAGGUGAACCAGGUGAGUCGAGAGGACUAUGUUCCAUGAGCGAUUGUUUAGGAAUUAAUCGGAUAGAGUUGAUGGAACAACAUUGAAGCAAGCUGGAAGGUUUGAUGGUCAUCAUAGCGUGUAUGUUUAAGUACUGUUUUUUCUUUGUUUUGCGAUGUUAAGUUGAGUGAGGAUAGCCAUUAAUGUGUAGGGUCUCCAAUUUGCAUCCAUGUACUGAUGCAAAAGAUGAAUAAGUGUAUGCCAUAGAAUGUCUUUCCCAUGUACUCUUACACUAUUUAGCUAUCUAAGCGACAAAAUGUGGCCUUCUUCCAAUUUGCAAUCUCA
This is a messenger RNA of Phoenix dactylifera (date palm), 1200 nucleotides long. RefSeq lists its product as uncharacterized. The record is from RefSeq and is a predicted model, not a curated record. NCBI's taxonomy places the organism in Eukaryota, Viridiplantae, Streptophyta, Magnoliopsida, Arecales, Arecaceae.